AUGUCCUCCUAUGAUGUAAAGAAUAUAUUUCCAAAUGUAAAGGUUUUGAGAGAUGAAGGAGUUCCUCAAUAUGCUGUCUUUACUCUGUUAUCUAAACGUGCAUAUCUUGCAUUUAUGAGUCCAUCAAUGUUUGUUGAAUAUGUCAACUUCAUCAAGGGAACAGGAAUCAUGCCUUUCGAGGCUCCGUUUGUUGAAGCACUUUUGGUCAUAACAAAGUUGAGUAAAUCAACCUGGGAAUCGAAACUGGAUAUCUUCGAGAGGCUUGGCUGGUCCAGAGAUGUCACUCUUUUGGCAUUCAGUAAGUUUCCACCUUUGAUGUGUAUGUCAGAGAAAAAUAUCACAGACACAAUGAAGUUUUUGGUGGAUGAAAUGGAUUUACCGUUGAAAGAUAUAGCUAGAUGCCCAGCAAUUCUUGGCCUUAGCUUGACGAAGAGGAUUAUUCCUAGAUGGUCAGUGGUUAAAAUAUUGAAAAUGAAGGGUUUAAUCAAGGAUGAUAGAUCCCCAUUUACCGUCAUUAUUCCGAGUGAGAAAAGGUUUCUGCAAGAUUUUGUGAUUAAAUUUCAGGAAAGUGUUCCUGAGCUACUGAAACUCUAUAGAGAGGAAUCGAGAUCUUUACCUGAAGCUCAGGCCUAG
Neltuma alba is the source of this 633-nucleotide messenger RNA. RefSeq names its product transcription termination factor MTERF15, mitochondrial-like. Bases 1 to 633 code for a protein of 210 amino acids. The transcript has a single exon. Gene Ontology annotation, biological process: regulation of DNA-templated transcription. The record is from RefSeq and is a predicted model, not a curated record. NCBI's taxonomy places the organism in Eukaryota, Viridiplantae, Streptophyta, Magnoliopsida, Fabales, Fabaceae. Gene Ontology annotation, molecular function: double-stranded DNA binding.